This is a messenger RNA of Ichthyophthirius multifiliis, 3348 nucleotides long. RefSeq lists its product as hypothetical. The transcript has 2 exons. NCBI's taxonomy places the organism in Eukaryota, Ciliophora, Oligohymenophorea, Hymenostomatida. Gene Ontology annotation, cellular component: mitochondrial membrane. The record is from RefSeq and is a predicted model, not a curated record.
AUGAAAAUAUAGAACUUUUACAUUAAUAAAAAUAUAUUAUUAACAGGUGUUACCGGAUUUUUAGGUAAAGUGAUUUUCGAAAAAUAUCUUAGAGCGCUUCCAUAAGUUGGAAAAAUAUAUUUACUUAUACGUUCCUUAAAAGGAUCGACAAUAUAGGAAAGAUUUAAUAAAACAGUUAUGGAUUCUGAAAUAUUUGAAACACUAAAAAGAAGAUAUGGUGAAUAGUUUACUAGUUAUGUAUAAGAAAAAGUCCAUUUAAUACAAGGUGAUUUACUCUAAGAAGGUCUAGGCUUAUCGACUGAAGAUAGAAGUAUUCUAAUAUAAAAUUUAGAUUUAAUAAUAAACUGUGCAGCAUCGGUAGAUUUCAACGCUAAACUUACAAAUGCAAUUUAAAUGAAUGUACGUGGGACUUUACGUAUUUUUGAUUUGGCAAAGAGUUGUCAAAAUUUAAAUCAAUUUAUACAUGUUUCAACUGCCUAUGUAAACAGUGACAAACGAGGAUGGAUUGAGGAAGAAAUUUACGAUAUAAACUAAAAUACAGAAUAAUUAAUGAAUGAUCUAGAAGCUUUACCUGAAUAAGAAAUGCUUACAUAAACCAAAACAAUAUUAGGAUAAUAUCCAAACACUUAUGUAUUUACAAAAUCUGCAGUAGAAAGAAUACUUAAGAAAUUAAAACCUCCUUAAAUGACUUUAACGAUAAUUCGACCUUCGAUAAUAGGUUCUUCAGUGGAAUAGCCAACCCAAGGUUGGGUAGAAGGGGUAACAGCUGCUUCUGCAAUUUUCAUAUUGAGUGCAAUUGGAAUGCUCACUCAUAUACAUUGUGAUGCACAAAAAAUAGGAGAUAUUAUUCCUGUAGAUUGCGUUUCUGAUUAAAUAAUUGUCGUAGGUGCUUUAUUUUCUAAUAAUUAAAAAUUAAAUGUUUUUCAUUCUGCAACUUCUUCAAUUAAUCCAAUGACAUGGGGUCUUUCAUUUAAAGUUGGGAAGAAUUAUUAUUUACAUAAUCCUCCUGAGAAAAAAAUAUAAACUAUAAAGUUGCAGCUAAUGACUAAUUAGAAAUUAUUAAAAUUUCAUUAAAUAAAGAGAAGAUUAGAAGCGUUUUCUCUAGUAAAAUUCGCAUAAUAUUUUGGUGAUAAAAAUUAAUAAAAAAAAGCAAAUUCAUAUUAAAAAAUGGUUUAUAAAUCAGAAGAAGUAAGUGCUCUUUUUAGUCAUUUUUGCUCUAAUGAAUGGAUUUUUAAUAAUAGUAAAAUCAUUCCUUUGAGAAAUUAAUUAAGCCCAGAGGAAUAAAAAAUGUUCUUUUUGGAUUAUUCCAAUAUUAAUUGGGAAUAGUAUUUACUUAUGUUUUCUUGGGGUUUACGUAGAUUUAUUCUUAAUGAAUAAGUUGAACCUCCUACCAAAAAUAUUCUCUAAGAAUCAUAUUAUUUCUCUGAUAUUAAUUGGGUUCUUUCACAUAGUCCUCCUAUUAAAAUAAGGCCUUAAAGUGAAUAUUAAAUUCUAGUUCUUAAUUCUCAAUAAGUUUAAAGCGCUAUUUAAUAGGUAAUUGAAGAAAGAACGUUAAAUGAAGGUUAUUCAGCACAAUUAGUUGAUUAAAUUAACUAAUAAGCAAUAAAUAUAAUAAAGGAAAUGUUUUCUUCAUAUAAUCCCACUUGGAUAAAAAUUACAGCUUGGUUUUUGCAUAAAAUAUUUAAAAAAAUAUAUGAAAAAAUAUGUAUUAAUGAAGAAUAAUUCUCUUCUUUAUUAAAUCACGACUCUUCAAUUCAUGGGCCAUUAAUUAUAAUACCUACUCAUAAAUCAUUUAUAGAUUCAUUAUUAGUAUCUUAUUUGUUUUUUGCUUAUAAAAUGCGCUCUCCCCAUAUACUUACUCAUUAAAAUAGUUUGUUAUAAAAGCCAAUUCUAAUUCAUAUUUUGAGAGCUUUUGGGACUUUUUUUUUAAGGAAAAAGCAAUCAAAAAAAUCUGAAAAAAUUUAUUCAGCUGUAUUCUAAUAAUAUAUUUUAUAGUUAUUAAUGGAUGAUACUCCUUUGGAAUUUUUUAUUGAAAAUAGUAGAUCAAGAAAUGGAAAAAUAAAUAAAAUCGAUAAUAGUUUUAUUAGUGUAGUUUUCGAUGCAGUUAAAAAUGGGAAGAUAAAAGAAGCUACGAUUUUACCGAUAACACUUAAUUAUGAAAAGGUUUUCGAAGCUGAUUUUCUUCCAUUUGAUUUUUCAGGAGAUAAUUAAGAUAAUAUGCCUAAUUUAAUCCAAUAUUUAAAAUCUUUUAAAAAUAAUUAUGGAAGAAUUUAUGUUAAUAUAUGUUCUCCUAUUUCUGUUUAAAAACACUAGUCUUUAAGUAUUUAAGAUAUAAGUUAAUUAAUCACUUUUUAAUUGAGUUCUUAAUUAGUUUGUAUGCCUACUGGUAUUGUUUCUGCGCUUUUAUUAAGUAAUAGAAAAGGGUUGAGAGAAUAAUAAUUACUUGAAAAAAUAUAUUGGUUAAAUUCUAAAAUACUUUAAAGAAAAGGAAAAAUAUCUAUACCUAAUGAUAAAUCUGGAGCAAUAAUAACUUUAAGGACAGGAAUGAAUUUAUUAUAAAAUUCAAUAGUGAAGAAUAAAAAAGAUCCCUUUGAAUUAAAAGAAGUAAAACCAGUAAAUUCUUUCACAAGUUUAUUAACUUUAAAUUAUUACAGAAAUUCAAUAUUUCAUGUAUUUUGUACUGAAGCAGUAUUUUCGGUUGCUUUGAUGUCUUUUGGGAAUCAAAUGGCCUUUCAAGAGGGAAUUCUAGCCCAAAAAAUAUGGAAAGAGUAUUAUUUUUUAUUAAAUUUGUUAUAAAAGGAAUAUAUUUUAAAUGAAACCAUAACUAAUAUAUCAGAAUUUGAGUAGUAGUAUAUACCUAAAAUGAUUGAAUUGGAAAUUAUAAAACUUUAAGAUAAUAAAGUUUAUGUUAUUGAUCAAGAAUAAAUAAUUUUCAAUUGUAAUUUUAUUUGGCCAAUUUUAGAAACUUAUUGGCUUGUAACAGUUUAUAUAUAUCCUUUAUCAAGAUAUAAAAAUAAAAAUAUUCCGGUUUAAACUUUCUAUUAAUAAAUUUAAGUUUUUGGUGAAAAUAUGCAUGACGAAAGGAUAAUUUAAUUCCAUGAAAGUUGCUAAAUUGAUAAUAUUAAGAAUGGAAUUGAUAAAUUUGUUUAAGAAAAAUAUUUGGAAAUUGAAUAAAGUGAUAAUAAUAAUGAAGUAUUUAUUAAAUGUAAAAUUUCUAAUGAGUAGAUUGAAAAAAUUGAAGAAUCUAUUUAUAGAUUUAUGAAAAAAAAUUUACUUUAAACUAAUUCUGUUACUGAAUUAGCUAAAAAGGCUAUUUUUGCUGAUUAUCCUAUUAUUUCUAAAUUAUGA